AGAUCUGAUGCAACAUCAGUGAGUGACUCGUCCGAGUUCAGGUGAAGAAAAGGGGAAAACCAUAGCUGAGAAGAGAGUACCGUUCACAUAAUCAGACCAAAGAAAUCGCAGGGGAAAGCCUUCAUCUUCACCAAGAUCCCUUCAAAACCUUGAAGAAAUGAUUCAUUUUGUGCUUCUUAUUAGUAGACAAGGGAAAGUGAGAUUGACAAAAUGGUAUUCACCUUACUCACAGAAGGAGAGAACUAAGGUGUUACGGGAACUCAGCGGAGUCAUUCUUACACGAGGACCCAAGCUGUGUAAUUUUGUGGAGUGGAGAGGAUACAAAGUUGUUUACAAGAGAUAUGCUAGUCUCUAUUUCUGCAUGUGCAUUGAUCAAGACGAUAAUGAAUUAGAAGUCCUUGAAAUAAUUCAUCAUUAUGUUGAGAUUCUGGAUCGGUAUUUUGGCAGUGUCUGUGAACUAGACUUGAUCUUCAAUUUUCAUAAGGCCUAUUAUAUUUUGGAUGAGCUUCUAAUUGCUGGUGAACUCCAAGAAUCGAGCAAGAAAACUGUUGCACGGUUGAUCGCUGCACAGGUACAGUUUCUCUUAAAGAGUUUCAACACUAUUUGGUGGAGAUUUUUAUUGGUUGCUGAUUGCAAAUGUAAAUUUUGUUUUAGGAUUCUUUGGUGGAGACUGCUAAAGAAGAAGCCAGUUCUAUAAGCAAUAUAAUCGCUCAAGCCACCAAGUAAACGAUAUGCUUGUUGUACCGGUUCAAUAUGAGGCGCCAUAAUUGUACUAUUUUCCUUUUUGGUUUCUAAGGACAACCGAGAUACGGUUAUUGGUUAUAUGGCUGUUAAAGGUUUGUGUUGCAUACCUGCAUAGGUCUAUUUUUCUCUUCUACUCUUCUGCGUUUUUGUGCUUUGGCCAGUCUAUUUUGUUGGGCAGUAUAUUUUUAUUACUAUUUGUAAAUGAGCAAGCAUUAUUAUUUCAAUGUUUUCCCACUUAAAAA
Messenger RNA from Cannabis sativa, 986 nucleotides. Its product is annotated as AP-1 complex subunit sigma-2. The transcript is spliced from 6 exons. NCBI's taxonomy places the organism in Eukaryota, Viridiplantae, Streptophyta, Magnoliopsida, Rosales, Cannabaceae. The record is from RefSeq and is a predicted model, not a curated record. Gene Ontology annotation, molecular function: clathrin-cargo adaptor activity. Gene Ontology annotation, biological process: intracellular protein transport; vesicle-mediated transport. Gene Ontology annotation, cellular component: intracellular membrane-bounded organelle; AP-1 adaptor complex; membrane coat. The coding region runs from base 158 to 697 and encodes 179 amino acids.